CCGCAGUCCCCGCUCGUGUGAAAUUUAAUUAUUUUUUACAUUGAAAAUUCACCAAUUGAAGUGAAAAUUUGUCAUUCCAAACGGUUUGCUGUAGUGCAGUGAUCCUAAAAAGAGUGUCAACUUGCGGUUCGAUGCGGAUGGCCAGCGUUUCCUGAUAUAGGCAAAUCCUCCGUUCGACUUCGGUCCACAAUAACAGUACAUUGAACGCACUGCAACGAAAGCCACACUACUGAAACGGUAUGGCAGUUUAUUGCUGGGGCAACACCGUCUACGGUGAAUUGGGUCUAGGCGGUAUCGAGGAAGAGCAGGUGCUGCUUCCCCGGGAAAUGGACUGGUGCCAUGCAUCGAGCGUCCAGCAAGCGGCUUGUGGUAUUACACACACCCUGCUCCUGACCAAGGAUGGGAAGCUGUUCUCCUGCGGCAACAACGACCACGGUCAGCUGGGGCACGAUACCGACAAUCUGCCCAACAAACGGCCACGUACGUGCCGAUUUAAAUUAAUCUCUGCGCUCGAGAAUUACAUCAUAACGCACGUCAGCUGUGGCACGGCGCACUCGCUGGCCCUGACCAACUGGGGACAGGUGUUCAGCUGGGGCUCUAACUCCAUCGGACAGUUGGGUCACGAUACGGACCAGCUCAACUACAACAUUCCGCGGACGAUCAAAACGAUUGCCGCGAAAACGGUGGUCCAAAUUGCAUCCGGUCUGUUCCAUUCCCUUGCAUUGACCAACAGUGGCGAGCUGUUCUCUUGGGGAGCCAACGGUUACGGCCAACUGGGUCUGGGAACGACCAGCGAAAAGAUUGUGACCCCGACGUUAGUCAAGUCGCUUGCGGGAAUCCCCAUCGCAUUUAUAGCCUGCGGAGGUAAUCACAGUUUCGCUGUUUCCAAAUCUGGUGCCAUAUUCGGCUGGGGCAAAAAUACCUUCGGUCAGCUGGGUCUGAACGAUCUCGUCUCUCGGUGUUAUCCACAUCAAUUGAAAACGUUGCGAAAUCUAGGCGUUCGGUACAUAAGCUGCGGAGAUGACUUCUCCGUGUUUCUCACCCAGGAAGGGGGAGUGUUCACUUGUGGAGCGGGGACGUUUGGUCAGCUGGGACAUGGGACGUGCAGCAACGAGAUUCUCCCGAGGAUGGUGUUUGAACUGAUGGGAAGCAAGAUUACACAGAUUGCAUGCGGACGGAGGCAUACGUUGGCGUUUGUGCCUUCCAGGGGGAAGAUCUACGGAUUUGGCCUAGGUGGAGUUGGGCAGCUGGGCGUGGGAAUCAGUACCAGCUCCAAUACGCCGCAGAUCGUUCGCGGACCAUGGAUCGAUUCCGGAUCGGAUAAAAUCGUCACUAUAAACCCCGGACCCCCGGUCAAACUGAUCGUGGGACGAAUCUUCUCCGGUGGUGAUCAGUGCUUCGUUUCGCUGCAAGCCAACGAUUCCGACAAUAUAGGCUCCGCCGACUACCGUCUGCACGAUCCCAACUCCCAGAUCCUUUCCAUGUCGAGUGACAUCAGCAAAAGCCUGUGCCGGAUCCAACCGGACGAAACCGUAGACAUCGACCUGCUGACCGUGGUAGAAACCGUAUUCAGAAGUUUGGCAUGCUUCAACGGAUCCUGGCUGCUACCCAACGAACAGCACUUUUGCUGCACAUCCAAGCAUUCCGGAGUGAACAUGGAAGCCGUGGAAGAAUCGUUCGAAUGCAUUCGCAAAAUUGAACACGAUACUCUGAAGCAGCUGAUUUGGGAAUCGAUCUCCACGGAUCUGAUCAGCUCGCUCGUAGCUUCACCGGCAGAUGUGGAAACGUUGCGAGUCUAUCUGAUGCUGCCAAUGUACCACGAAUUUAUCAACUCCAAAAACUACCAGAAGCUGCAUACACCCUUCAGCCAGGCCGUGCAGAACCUUCAGAAGAACCCCUUUACGAUCGUGGCCCGUUGGUGGGCGAAUCAAUCGGUGGAGUACUUCGAACGCAUGUUGGAGAAUUUUAAAAACGUUAUAGUAUACAUACUCAACUUCAAGUUCCCGAAAGCGAUCGGUUGUAACGUGGAAAAGCAGGAAAUUCGCUACGAAGCCAACCUGGCAGCGAUGUUGAACGUGGUAGCAAUUCUAUACAAAAUCAACCACACCGAUCGGCGACAAAAACUGCUUUACGAACAAUUCCACAUCCACGAAAUUGACGAUCUGAUCGACAUCCGGCUGGACUACUUGCGCUGGGUGACGGACACAAACGGGACCUAUUUCUCGCUGUGCAAUUAUCCUUUUAUCUUCAACGCUUCCGCCAAGACUUACCUGCUGCAGACGGAUCAGGGACUGCAGAUGCAUCAAGCGAUGCAGGAUGCAGCCCAUGCGAGUUUUAUGUCCGUUUUCCACCCGGAUCUAGGCGUCCCGCAGUUCAUCGUGUUAAACGUGUCGAGAGAAAACAUCGUCCAGGACACGAUUCGAGAAUUGGCGCAAUACACGGCGAACGAUUUGAAGAAACCACUGAAGAUUAAGUUCCACGGCGAGGAAGCCGAGGACGCCGGUGGCCUGCGGAAGGAGUUCUUCAUGUUGCUACUCAAAGACAUCCUUGAUCCCAAGUACGGGAUGUUCAAAACGUACGAAGAUUCCCGAGCGAUUUGGUUUACGGAAGACUACUUCGAAAACGAAGACACCAUGUUCGCUCUGAUCGGAAUACUGUGCGGAUUGGCCAUCUACAAUUUCACGAUCAUCAAUUUGCCUUUCCCGCUGGCACUGUACAAGAAGCUUCUGGACGAGGAAGUAGAUCUCACCGACCUGAAGGAUCUCUCACCGAUGGUGGCGCAAUCGAUGCAAAGCAUUCUGGACUACACGGAACCGGACUUUGAAAAGGUGUUCGAUCUGACGUUUUCGACCACGCGGGACUACUUUGGCGAAAUGCAAACCAUUGAACUGAAACCGGGUGGCGAGCGGAUUCGGGUGACGCUGGAUAAUAAAGAAGAAUUCGCCAAACUGUACAUCGACUAUGUGCUGAACAAAUCGGUGGACAAGUCGUUCAAGCAGUUCCGGUUCGGCUUCAUGAAGGUGUGCGGUGGCCGUGUGCUUAAGCUGUUCAAGGCCCAUGAACUGAUGGCGGUGGUCAUCGGCAACGAGGAGUACGACUGGCACAUACUGGAGGAGAAUGCCGAGUACAAGAAUGGAUACAGCUCCGGUGAUCGCUCGAUCCGGUGGUUCUGGGAGGUCUUCCACGAGCUAACGCUGGAGGAGAAGAAGAAGUUCUUGCUCUUCCUGACGGGCUGUGAUCGUAUACCGAUUCAAGGCAUGAAAGCAAUCAAGAUCAACAUCCAGCCGACGCCAGACGACAAAUUCCUCCCGGUGGCGCAUACCUGCUUCAAUCUGCUGGAUCUGCCCCAGUACCAGACGAAGGAGAAACUCAAGUACAAGCUGCUGCAAGCCAUUCAGCAAACUCAGGGCUUUAGCUUGGUGUAACUAAAUUCUGUGAGUGAGUAACUGCGUAAGUACCUACAACAUAUGUGACCCUGCCUAUGACGACGAAAUCAAAUUUCUAAUAAGAGUGCAGUUGAAAAUUUUGGAAUAUUAGGAAGCUUAACAAGUACCACCAAUAAAUGCGGUCGUCGGUAGUAGCUUUAGAGAAUCGCGAACAACAUACGCCUAUUUAAAUAAUAUAUUCCAUUCUAAGUUUGGUGGCGUGAUGCACAGGAUAUAUGUAAUCUUCAAAAUAAUAUAGGAGAAAACUACAAUAUGUAGUGCGAAGUGUGACAGUGCCUGAGCCUUUCACAUUCACGAUUCUCGUUGUUGACCUUUUUGUUGGAACCAUAUGGGAGCUUUAAUAUUCUUAUGGGCAAUUAGAUACGACUGACUGCACGAUGCCGACCUGUUUCAGAGGUCGACAGCGUGAAUUUUUACUAUAACUCUUUAAGACAUGUUUGUUGUGAAAAGAUGACGAGUUAGCCUAUUUAUUCCAUAACUUUAUGAACCAGUGAAGUGAAGCGGAACGAGAAAAAUUACCCGUGACGCAUUUUGUUCAUUGCCAAAUUGCCAAUAAAAAAAUUUAUGAAAUUUAUAAAUGUAUUUAGCCCCGUCAUUUAAAAUUAUUUCGGUUGAAUUUUGUUGAUAAGACCAACGGAUAACGCUGGUAUUUAAUCGUUAACUAGGUUGAAAUAAACUGAAAAUAAAUUGCUUUUUU
This is a messenger RNA of Ochlerotatus camptorhynchus, 4143 nucleotides long. It is a transcript of the gene Herc4, whose product is annotated as HECT and RLD domain containing E3 ubiquitin ligase 4. Lineage: Eukaryota; Metazoa; Arthropoda; Insecta; Diptera; Culicidae. The transcript has 9 exons. The record is from RefSeq and is a predicted model, not a curated record. The coding region runs from base 240 to 3425 and encodes 1061 amino acids. Gene Ontology annotation, molecular function: ubiquitin protein ligase activity. Gene Ontology annotation, cellular component: cytoplasm. Gene Ontology annotation, biological process: ubiquitin-dependent protein catabolic process; protein ubiquitination.